GAGUAAAGUACUGGAGGACGGACAGUAUCUGUGUUUUGGUGCAAAGUUAAGAGAACGUGCUCAGAUUAGGAAGUAGACGAGGUAAAUUGAACAAAGAUUAACAAAAGCAAAUAAUUGACUGGAUUGUGAGAGGGUGAAAACAAAACAAAACAAACAAACUAAAACCACCUCUGCUACUUUUGGCGUCCCCUCCCCGCAGACAUGGAGCGGAGGUUGCCGGCUCUAAUAUCAGUUUCUGGACGAAAGCUCAUGUUUUGGAUUUUCUCGGUCCUGUUGCCCGUUACUGCAGCUAUUGAGACGUCUCAUUCCCACUCCACGCUUGGUGUUUCUGCACCUCACCUGUUCUACACGUGCCCUGAAGGUGCAACUGUUCAGCUCAUGUGCACCCAGAGAGGUGCCGCCUUGCACCCGGAUGACGUUCUGAAGCACGGCUGGCUUUUCACGCCCCACAGUGACAGGCGCUGCACACCGGGGACAGGCCCACGGAACAUGAACAUCGGUACUUUCCACAUCAACCGCACCUUACCGGCAGGGCUGACACUUGGAUAUACGAAUGAGAAGAUGUGGGUGAUCCUGCAGAACGUGACCCAUGCUGACCAGGGUCGCUACUGCUGCAUGAUCCUGGACUUCAAGAGGGACCACAACCACGCGUCCCUGGAGCAGAGGUCCCACAGCCACCUGGUUCUUCAUGUUACACCACGAAGAACUGGACAGGAAAAUUGCACCGUCUGGGAUCCCACACCGCCUGCAGGCUCCGUGCCCGUGGCCUUGGCUUUAGCAGCCUGCAUCUUGGCUCUGCUCUCUCUGCCUCUUAUUCUGGUGCUCGUCUACAAACAGAGGCAGAAUGCCCAGUCCAACAGGCGUGCACAGGAGCUGGUGAGGAUGGACAGCGAGGCCCCCGGCCAUGAAAACCCAGUGUUUCUUGGAGGAUCACCUCAGAUAAAGACUCGGACUGUGUCUCAGAUCAUGACCAGGCAGUCCUCUGAGACGGGCCGUCGCUUGCUGUCCGACCCGGGAACGCCCCUGUCGCCUCCUGCUCAUGGGGACGUAUUCUUCCCAUCUGAAGACACCAUCCCAGAGUCUCCAGACCUCAUACUGAUCUAAAAGCCUCAUCCAUCGCUCUGAAUGCUGACCUGGAAACAGUCCUGCCAUUCUCUUCCUCUUCUGUGUCUUACGAACAUUAUCGUCCUCACAAGCUGUCUCACAAUAACGUCUGCCGGGAUUGUCUUCUGCACAUUGUCUGGACCGCAGGAGGGAGAAGGACGGCAUGUUUUUUUUUUUAGUCUCACCUGCAACAAUAGCUGGAGGCCGAAUGUGAACUUGAAAAGAAUCUGAAAACGGCUCCCAGACCGUCAGGUACGUGGUCUGGUGGCCCCGCUGCCUACGGGGAACCCUGUGGUGAGAGCUGAGGGCGCAGGUCCUGCCGUACGCAGGGAUGGAUGUAAAGAGUGAGAGGCACGUCGUAGUUUGGUGCAGUUCAGACAAAUGUUUACUUGUUUGGGUGAUCUAGGCUGGUCCAUUUUAUACCCCACACACAUGCCGACCUACAGUGCCUGCUUUAUGUCCUUGAGGGCAGGAAUAAUAAGUUACAAACUUGCACAUGGAGAUAAUUAUUAUUCAUUUUCUUAAACCAAAAGCACAGGUGAGAAAGCAGUAUGCAGCCCAUUCUUCUGCUCUCAUCCUCGCCGCCGUUUCAGUCUUCAGAGAAGUCCCAGUAUUCUUUGAUUGUUUUCGUGGCAUUAAAUAACUUCUUCACAUCAUCUGUACUCUCUUACGACGGAGUAUUAGGGCCAAACUAAGACAAAAAAAAUUGGAAAUUACGAGAAUAAAGUCAUAAUAUAAUGAGAAUAAAGUCGUAAAAUUACGAGAAUAAAUUCGUAAUGUUGCGAGAAUAUAGUCGUAAUAGAAUAAAGUCGUAAAAUUACGAGAAUAAAGUCGUAACAUUACGAGAAUAAAGUCGUAACUUUAUUCUCAUUACAUUAUGACUUUAUUCUCGUAAUUUCCUUUUUUUGUUUUUUUGUUUGACCCUAAUACUCCGUCGUACUCUCUAAAUGGCUCCGAAAAAUUACAAAAAAUGAAGCACUCCACAAUUGCCUUAAAUAUUCUCCUGAAGUUCUGAAAAUAAAGGUAAAAAUGCUUUCUUUUUAAAACUUUUGUGUCUUACUUAAUGUUGUUUGUGUACAAUGUAACGGUUAAGACUGAACUGUUUAUUAUUUUUCUCUUGAAUGUAGCCUCACAAAUACCAGCAAAAACUGCCAAUCCUCAUCAUUUCCAUGCUGUUUUGUGAAUAUUCUUAUUUGUUUGUAUUUCACCGUGGUAAUGUUCAUGUGUUUAGUGUUCAUUUCUAUUCUUUAAUGUGCAAUGAGGCAGAUAAUCAGCAUAUAUUAUUUCAGCAAAUGUGUAAAUAAAUGCCAACCAAAGACAAAUAUAUCAGUGUGGAUUAAGAGUAAAUGAGACGUAAGUGCAAAUGACUGCAGUGAUGACGUUAUCCAGUGUGAGGUGAGAGCUGCUCAGCAGGAAUCAUCUCAACAUGUAUGUGUAGCAGGUGUACAGUUUAGAAAAGGAUAUAAUGUGACUGUAAGGUUUCAUUUUUAAAUGACUGAAUACUUAAUAAUGUUAUGUUUGAGGGUUUGGGUUGGUGACUGCGUGGAUAUCUGUGUGUUUUCAAAUGUGAGAUGACAGUUUUUGGUCUUGUUGACAUAUUUCUUUGCUAGUGUGAAUGUUACCUUGAAUACAACCUUUCCAUUUCUGUCUGUUUGUUUUAUACCCGAAGCUCGUAUCACACAAAGUUCUGAUGAGAGCAUGUUUUUGUUCUGCAUAUUGCUUUUAAACUGUCCUCUUAGGAGCUUGUAUAAUAAAGCGGUGCUUUUGGACCCUA
This is a messenger RNA of Cololabis saira (Pacific saury), 2878 nucleotides long. It is a transcript of the gene vsir, whose product is annotated as V-set immunoregulatory receptor. The record is from RefSeq and is a predicted model, not a curated record. Gene Ontology annotation, cellular component: plasma membrane. Gene Ontology annotation, biological process: positive regulation of regulatory T cell differentiation; negative regulation of CD4-positive, alpha-beta T cell proliferation; regulation of immune response. The transcript has 7 exons. NCBI's taxonomy places the organism in Eukaryota, Metazoa, Chordata, Actinopteri, Beloniformes, Belonidae. The coding region runs from base 202 to 1104 and encodes 300 amino acids.